UGGGGCUGGACGUGCUGCAGGGCCGCAAAGUGCCGGAUCAGCGCGGCCUCUCAGCGUCUCGAGGCCGUUCUGUGAGGGGACGUUCGUUGAACAGCCGAUGUGGGGCCUCACAGAGCGGCUGUGGUCGGAAUGGCCCUUCAAGGUCCCUUCAGAGCACGGCCGGCCCUAUCACUGCCAUCAUGGUGGCUCAGCUCAGUGUCUGUUAUUUGAUAGUAUAUACAUAACGCUCCUUAAUAUCAGGGGACAGAAUUCAUCCCCCUGGUGCUGUGUAGCAGUGAUGUUAAUUCAGUUUGUAUAAGCACAAAUGUCUUUUUCAUCCCUAGAGGAGCCCAAGUGUGCUGUGCUGAGCUGCUGGGGCUGCCAGGCGUCCUGUGGUGUGUGAGCAAGAGCAAGACUUUGUGCUUAGCCCUGGAAGACAAAGGCAUCAUCUCACGGCUUAGGAAAGUACCGAAAUCCCAUUCGUUGCGACGAGUUAAAUGUAUUUCUUACCUGCUUGAAACUUCACAUUUUCAGUUUCACAUUUCCUGUUACAUACACCGCUGUGAUGGGGAAUUCUGUUCCUCUGCUCACUCGGUGCCCUUCACCACAACCCAUCUGCCCUCUAUGUGCAACAAGGACAACACACCCCGCUAGGAAACAUUCCCUAUUUGGAGGACAAAAUAUCUUGGAUCUGCUGAGUUGAAUCAUUGCUUUUCAUGUCCCAACUCAGCAGUUGUCUAAUCCUGUUAGUCACACUCUUGACGCCUCCCUGCUCUUCGGUGCUUUAAAUCCCCCAAGUGCUUUUUGGCCGUAGUGAUCUGUGGUCCUGUGUCAGAAUACGCAGCCCUUGGUGCUGUUUCUAUGUCAGCCCUUCACUCUGACACCUCGAGUCCCUCCUUUGCACAGUCAGUGUCCGGGUAUCUAUUAAACCUUCACAUCACACACAGCUGUCACAUCCAGUGAGACUCUGGACAAAGUCUAACUCAUCCCGUGCAUUGGUUCCAAGGGAUGCAUUGAAUGUUAAGGCUGCAAAAACCACUGCAUGGGUUACAUCUGCACCUGCAUCUCCUGCACGCAGCCCAAAACACGGUGGCUAAAGGGAGGCAGCAGGGGGUCAGCAAAGAUGCUAUUGCCGACCGCAGGGCGAGCCGUGCAACAACCCCAGCCCCGCAGCCCCAAGACACGGCGGGGAAGGGGAGGGAGCGCGGCUGCAGCGGCUUAAAGCGGCUGCGAGGCACGGCCGAGCCGAGCUUUGUAGGGCGCUUGUGCCGCUUUAAGGCGCUGCCGCCGUUCCGGGCUCGCUCAGGCACCGGGAAGAGGAACUGGGUUUUUGCACUGCCGGGUCGGGGCGAGCGCUCCGCAGUGCCCCGUUCCGCGGCUCCCCGGUGGUCCCGGCCCGCAGCCCAGCGCUCGGUGCUUGCUGCAAGGGAGGGAUGGGGUGGGGAGGAUCUGGGGCGAGGAAGAGCCACUGCACCCCAUUGCCUCCCUCCCGCAUCCCCUCUGCAUUUCCUUUGCAUCCCUUCCGUAUCCCCUCCGCACCCCUUUUGCUUCCCCUCCUCAGCCCCUCUGCACCGCAUUGCACCCCCCGCGCUAUUUCCCAGCUCUUCCCUGGAAGAGCUGUGUGCUUGCAGCGUGCGUGCUUGAAAUAACCUCUUCCCCCAAACCCCCUCCCCAAAAAAAGGACCCCCCCCAGCCCCUCCUUGCCAUGAUUUUGCUGAGCAGCAUCUUGCACCUGCGGCCCCGGCACUGCGGGCCCUUGGCAGGGCUGGGCAGGGGGUCCAGCCCCACAGUGGGGUCCCGCAGAGCGUUGCGUGUGCUGGUGGACAUGGAUGGGGUGCUGGCUGACUUCGAAGGAGGAUUCCUCAAGAAGUUCAGGGCCAGGUAUCCUGACAAGCCCUACAUUGCCCUGGAGGACCGGAGAGGCUUCUGGGUGUCGGAGCAAUACGGGCGCCUGGCUGCUGAGCUGAGCGAGAAAGCCAUCAGCAUCUGGGAAUCCAAGAACUUCUUCAUCGAGCUGGACCCGCUCCCUGGUGCUGUAGAAGCUGUGAAGCAAAUGUCAAAUUUGGCAGACACUGAUGUGUUCAUCUGCACAAGCCCUAUCAGGAAGUACCGUUAUUGCCCUUAUGAGAAGUAUGCCUGGGUGGAGAAGCACUUUGGCCCUGAGUUUCUGGAGCAGAUUGUUCUGACACGAGAUAAGACGGUGGUUUCUGCUGACCUGCUCAUCGAUGACAGACCUGAUAUAAUUGGGGCUGAGGUGAACCCCAGCUGGGAGCAUGUGCUCUUCACUGCCUGCCACAAUAAGCAUCUGCAGUUGGAGCCGCCCAGACGUCGGCUGCAGUCCUGGUCUGAUGACUGGAGAGCCAUUCUAGACAGCAAACGGCUGCCACUGGGCCACGCAGCCUAAACCCUGGCCUCCAUCCCGUCCUCCAUCCCAGCUGCCUGCUCAUCUCCUCGUGGAGUCCUCCUGGAGGCCGACACCAUGGGCAGGUAGACGGACAGAUGGUCAGACACCUAUGGGGUAGGAAAGGAAGAGAACCUUGGAGCAGACCUCAGCCCAGUUACUCUCUGUGCCAUGUUGGACCCUUGGUGUCAUCUUCCCCCUCUGGCAUGGCACAGGACAUUUCUUUGUCCCUUCCUGGUGGAGUCAUGCCAUGAUGGAUUUGUCCUCCUGCUGUCAUGAAUGAUCCACAUCCACCCUAUGGCUGAGGAGCUGCUGCAGCUGAGAGGGGCUCUGGUGCUGAUUUGGGAAGGAGGAGCAGACAUUUCAUUAGCCAGGAGCUGUAAGAAACUCAGUGAGCCCUCACUGGUGGUAUCCAUGGAUUUCAAAGCCAGGGGGUGUGCAUGUGAAGGCUACAUGGUCCAUGCCCCAUAUCUCUCCUCCUGAUCAUGUCCAAAAUGAGCCUGACAGGAGAGCUCUGGGUGUGCGUCCACCCAAGGAUGGAUCAGCCCUGGUUGGUGCCAACUGCUGGGCUUGAGCAGUGGGACAUUUAAUGCCACCAAGCAUCAUAAAACCAUUGGUGCAGAGCUGCAUGGGAGAACAUAAAACAUGAGGUGGUGUAAGAGGUACAGCAUCUCAGAGAAGGGAGCAGAGCACCAUGGGGCUGGGCAGGGAGCAGGGUGAGGCCAUCAUGCUGCUGCCUGCUUGGGAUGUGGCACCUCUCAGCUCCCUGACCCUGCCCCAUCCCCCAAACAGCAGCAACCUUGCUCCAGAACGUGGCCACUGCUGCCUCUCCUGGCUCUGUGGAGGAGAUAUUGUGGUGCAGAUCCCUGUGGUUGUGCAGCUGUCACUGGGUGCUGCAGGGUCUGCCUGCACCAUUUGAGAUCCCACCACUAUUCUCUUCUCUCCUGCCCAAGGACUUGCUCACCAAAGGGGUGAACUUCUCUACUGAGAUAUGUGGCCAGGGUUGGUCACCCUGUGUGCUUCUUGCCUUGCACCUUUAUCUUUCCCCUCCUCUCUCAUCCCCAUCAACACAAAGCAGUCUGAUCCCAGAGCCACAUAGCCAACAAUCAACAAAUUUCAGCAGUGGUCUGUCCUGCCACGUGUGGGACCUGCUGGGGCUCUUGAGGUUGGUACUUUGAAUCUGUGCCUUCCCCAGCUGCUGUGGGGCCAGGACUGAAGCCCGAAUUGCCUCGGGUCUUUCCAAAAGCAGCCCUGUUUGUUGGAAUAGGGACAUUAUGUUAACAUUGCAUGGUUUGGGAGUAACAUCCCACAAGGAGUUGAUUUUAGUUUUUCCUGUUUAAACCACUGUUUGAUUCUCCAGGUGUGAAUUCAGGCUGUGCAGCCACCCGAGGUGCAGCUCUGCUAAGCAUCACACACUGCAUUGCAUAGGCUGCGAGUUGACUUUUUGCCCACUGAUACUAUGAACUGCCCGAUCUCUCUGGCCUGUCUUUGAGCUGAAACAAGCUGGUAUGUUACUGUGGUUGCCCAAAUGCAGCCCUUGGGCAGACCCCAGGGACAUGGCUUCCUGGACCCGGCAUCCCCUUGGUGGGAUGUGUGAUGCUGGAGAGGCCACAGGGGUUCACACCAAAUGAAAACAGAGCUGGAGCUCCUCCUGUGUCAGGCUCCUCCUGGACACACUGAAAUCCCAUGUGGGUUGCUGUCCUAUUACACUCACUGUGUUCAGGGCCGUGAUGCAGCUCUCCAUCACGGUGUGGUCUUUGCGUUGCUCAGGUGGGCUGUGCAGAGCUUUUAUUUUCAAGCACCCAUUAAUAAAGCAGAGGCUGCUGAGGAGCACUGCAGUAAACAUCAAGUCUUUUUGGCAUCUGGCUUCCCAAAAAGCAGAGUUUGGGUUUUGCAGGUUCACCUGUGGUUCUGCCUUUGGCACAGGGAUGGGGUGUUUGCAUCCAGGUGCUGGGAGCCCACUCCAGGCAGCACGUGGCUCAUCCCAGGCUCCCCUCCAGGCUCGGAGGAAGCAAGCCCUGGUGCUGGGAAUUGGUUUUUUCCCCUAUGUUUUCACUGCCCUGUGCAGCUUUAAAGACAGUUUGAUUUUUCUCUUCCAGUUCAGACCACUGUGUUAGAUGGUUGCAAGCACUCAGAGGUUACAUUUGUGGUUCACUGGUGAGUUCGAACCUGCCAUGGCUUGGAUCCUGCCUAGAUGCAAUGGCAAGGAAAUAUGUGAUUCAGCCAAUGCCUGAGAUGUGCAUUUCUGAGCCCAAGGGGCAGCACGGGUCGGACCCCCUCCCCCACAAUGCUGGGGGAAGAAUGGAGCAUUUGCAGCAGGGCUGGGAUGUGCAUUCCCUUGUGCGUGUCCCUGGCACUCACAGAGUUAACCAAAGAGCUUAGGUUUGGGGCUUUUCCUCUCAGUUGAGCAUGAAAGUGGCUACAAAGAGAUGCAUGUUCCCAUUGCCGCACUACGAAGGAGACGCACAAUAAACCUCUCUGUGCCACAG
Messenger RNA from Coturnix japonica (Japanese quail), 4869 nucleotides. It is a transcript of the gene NT5M, whose product is annotated as 5',3'-nucleotidase, mitochondrial. The record is from RefSeq and is a predicted model, not a curated record. Gene Ontology annotation, biological process: pyrimidine deoxyribonucleotide catabolic process. Lineage: Eukaryota; Metazoa; Chordata; Aves; Galliformes; Phasianidae. Gene Ontology annotation, molecular function: 5'-nucleotidase activity. Gene Ontology annotation, cellular component: mitochondrion.